CGGUGUACUCGAACAUUUCACGAGCAGCGAAGAAUGGAGAGAGCCGCUAACGACAGUCCGCUGUUAGCCUGAAACAUCAGUCACAACACCGAGAAACCUUUACAUAAAGCUCCGGACAGCUCUGCACACUUCAGGCGUGACAUAUACAGAAGCCGUGUCCUCGUCUGGAUUUAUAACAGCGAAGGUCUUUCACCUUCUCCUUCCUGUGACAGAUGUUGAGGCCAGAGAUCAGCCUGUCCUAACAACUGUGAGGUGACAGGGUGAGGACAGGAGGAGUGUCGGUCAGCUGUGCCAGGUUUUGUCUCAUGAGAGUCACUGUGCCACCCAGGCACUGCCAGUGACCGGGCUGUGGCUGUGGAGGGCCCGGCCCAGGAGGCCUUUUUCUACAUCACUCCGGGCUCCUGCUGACCUGUGCUGCUCACACCAUGGAUCAACAGAGAGAUAAAUAUGGCGAGCGGCCCGCCAGGAGCACUAAAGUUUCCCAGGGAAGCCGCAGCGGACACUCGUCCCGACCAUCCGGCUCCUCCAGUUCGUCCGGGGUUCUCAUGGUGGGGCCAAACUUUCGUGUGGGCAAGAAGAUCGGCUGUGGAAACUUUGGGGAAUUGAAGCUUGGUAAGAAUCUCUACACCAACGAGUAUGUAGCUAUUAAACUGGAACCAGUGAAGUCGAGGGCACCACAGUUGCAUCUAGAGUACCGGUUCUACAAAACACUGGGAACUACAGCUGAAGGCGUGCCCCAGGUGUUCUACUUUGGGCCCUGUGGGAAAUACAACGCCAUGGUUCUGGAGCUGCUGGGCCCCAGUCUAGAGGACCUGUUUGACCUUUGUGACCGGACCUUUUCACUGAAGACUGUUUUAAUGAUAGCUAUUCAGCUGAUUUCUCGAAUGGAGUAUGUGCACUCUAAAAACCUCAUCUAUAGAGAUGUAAAACCUGAAAACUUUCUCAUCGGACGGCAAGGGAAUAAAAAGGAAAACAUCAUCCACAUCAUUGACUUUGGUCUGGCCAAAGAGUACAUCGACCCCGAGACCAAAAAACACAUUCCAUACAGGGAGCAUAAGAGCCUGACUGGCACUGCCCGUUAUAUGUCUAUCAAUACACAUUUAGGCAAAGAGCAAAGCCGGCGAGAUGACCUGGAGGCCUUAGGCCACAUGUUCAUGUAUUUCCUUCGUGGGAGCCUACCAUGGCAAGGACUGAAGGCAGACACAUUGAAAGAGCGAUACCAGAAGAUUGGAGACACCAAACGAAACACUCCCAUCGAGGUCCUCUGUGAGAACUUCCCAGAGGAGAUGGCCACCUACCUGCGAUAUGUGAGACGGUUGGACUUCUUUGAAAAGCCGGACUAUGAUUAUCUGCGGACUCUGUUCACCGAACUGUUUGAGAGGAAGGGAUACACCUUUGAUUACACCUACGACUGGGUUGGCAGGCACAUACCCACACCAGUGGGGUCUACCCACAUAGACUCGGCAGCCUCUGCUGUGACGAGAGAGACCCAUCCUCACAGAGACCGGCCCACACAGCACCCACCCAUUAGAAACCAGACAGCAGCCUCAGACCGACGAGGAGCAUGGGAGGUGCAGCCCACACGCCAAGCAAACUCCUCCUACCUGACCUCCCACCUGGCAGCGGACAGGCACGGGGGCUCAGUGCAGGUGGUCAGCUCGACCAACGGGGAGCUGAAUGCAGACGAUCCCCUGACGGUUCAUUCCAACGCUCCCAUCACAGCUCAGGCAGAGGUGGAAGUGGUCGACGAGGCCAACUGCGUGAAAAUGCUCAACCUGUGGUGCUGCUGCUUCUUCAAGCGAAAACGGAAGAAGAACACGCCGAGGCAGAAAUGAUCCUCCACCACCGACCUGAAACGCUCUGUGUCCCGCUCCGUUGAUUGUGAUCUCAGAAAUCAAUAAGGUCCCAUUCAGAAUAAUAAGGGGAGACAACCGAAAGGUCUUGAUUGAAUUGUCCUCUGGAGGGGCCCGGUAAAAAUGGUUUGUUGAGAAGGACAAGGCGCUUGUGUCUUUUGAUGGGAGUCUUCUUUUAUUUUUUUUCCUCCUACAUUUGUUGGAAUGUUUUGCCGGCCACUCGUCCAAACGGGGAACCUUUUUUUUUUUUGCAGAAGAAAUUAUUAUUAUUUUCUCCCAAGAACCCAGCUUUUUUACUUUUUAUUUUAUUUUUGGAUGAUUUUUGCUCCCGUUUCUCUUCCAUGGUAUUGCAAAGGAAGAGACAGAUCUUCCCGUGGAGUGUUGCCACCUUCAGCCUGUCAUUUCUUUGCUUGUCCCACACAAUCAUGUCUUAAUUUUCCAUCUGUCAAGUCCCAGUUCAAAGUGGUUUGCUCCUCAUUAGUUUGCCAACUCAUUUUGACUCGAUGCCCUUUUUGGUCAUUCCUGGCGUGGGACUGAAUGUAAACCUGAACACACAAGGAGCCAAGAGUGUAACUGCCUAUCUUCAGGCAGAAAGAGCAUCAGUCAGCCAUUUGGCUCCUGCACUUUUUUCCUCCAAAGGGGUCAACCUUGGCACUGGGACCCGGGGCCUGAGAGGACAGAAGCCCAGAGACGCCUCCUGCACUGUGGUCUCUGAGAAGGACUUCUGCUCACCUUGCUUGGUUAAAGCACUUUCCUUAACCACGCCGCUAAAAACACACUACAGUCUCUUUCGACUCACAUGCAGUCUUGCUCCUGUCGGCUUUGUGAUAACGAGCAGCGACCUGACACUUGUUCACGGGCUUAAAAACAAUGUGCUAUUUACGCUAUUUAUCUCUUGGUUGCCACCCGUUUUCUUACUAAAUCUCAAAACAUACACACUGAAUGUAUGGACAGAAAUGCAAAUGGAGCAUUUAUACAAUCUGUCAUGCGCAUGGGAAGGAAAUUGCGAUUUAGAAGUUAAGACCAAUGUUUAAAAAAAGGAAAAAAGUUUGACCAAAACUAAGUGGAUUAGAGGGGGAGGGUCUUAAAUGUUGUUAAUCUUAAUAAUGUGAUGGUAAAAAUGGACUCUUCACCGGAAGACACUGGGGGAUGUUGCUUUGGAGUGACAAGAGAAACUGGCGUGAUGUGCUUUGGAGAUCGAUUCACAGCCGCUCCACGCUACUGUCCAAUGCCUUAACCCCGCCCCCCCCACACCAACCUGUCACAUCGCCAGAGUACAGCAUGAUGGUUGUGUGACCUGGAGUGCAUCUUUUUGGGGUCUCUUGUAUAGUGAAGUUCGCCAACUAGUAUCGGAGUAGUUAAUUAAUUCCCUUGCAACACGUAGGAUGUAUUCCCAAGAGAGAGCAAUGCCAAAUGGAAGGUUUGGUGUAAUAAUCUGUAUUAAGUCGUCCCUGACCCCUGUGCUGCAAAGCCAUGUUUUAAAUUUGGGCGACUCUGCUGAACCCCUGGUCCCUCUCCACUGUCAGCGGGGGCUGUCCAUACCAUUUUUAUUUUUAUUUAGUGUCAUGGAGGACUGCCUUGAAACAAUAUCCUCGAUAUGUCACCUUGCCUAUCCUCCUAACAGAGAGUGAAUUUCCAUACAUAGGUGUUUUUAUUUUUUUAUUUGAUAUCUUGCUAAUGUGAAUUUGUUGAAUGCAAUUUUUUUUUUUCAUUCCAAAUAGCCAUGGUUUUAUGGGGAAAGAGAGGGUUAAAAAAAAGAAGCUUGAGACCAUGACUGCACUACAUUUGUUGACUCGGCUUUCCCUGACGAGACCCUGCCUUCUUAGUACUGAACUUUAACGUGCUUAUUACUUUAAUUGUAGCUGCCUAUGCGUGCUAGGCUUUCCUAUAGGGUGCAGGGAAUACACUUUAAAUUGACUUUUAUCCCCACCCACUCCUUUGUUGUGCCAUGACACCUUCCUACUUCCUCUCUGCACACACGCAUGCACACACACACACACACACACACAAACGUCCUAUAUGAAUCUGAUCCUAGCAGAGUGCUAGAUUUGGUGUUUUGUGGACCUGCUCCAUCAUCUUUGGAAAUACAAUGUUGUAGAUGUUGCAGACUCAAUGAAUCAGUAUGUAAACCUGCUUGUUGCGUGUAUUUACACUGUAUAGCUUUUGGUUUAUUCUCAGCCCUGAUAUGUCAGUUACUCCGGGGUCUAAGUUAUUGUGUUAUUGAAAGUACUUGAAUAUGAAUAUCUACGGGACCUUUUAUGUUUUUUUUUUGCAUUUUCUUGGUCAUUUUCAUAGUAAAUCCAUACAUUUUUAGGGGAUUUGAUGGGAAAAUGGGCUAUUUGAAUGACAGGUAUUCAUCUCCUUGAGAUGUCUUAGUGCCUCGUGAGUGUGUUGGACAGAUGUCAGACUGUGGAGUCCUGUGCCAGUGUUGGGUUCAUGGUUUACCCAGAGGAGUUGGAUGGAGGUUAAAAUCACACUUUUGUUUCUGUGAAAUAUUAACCAUAAUGUAUUCCAAUCCAUUAAAAUCCUUUAUUUGUUCCUACACAUGUAACAUCUGCUGCCUGUGACUCUCCCCACAAAGCAUCAGCACACCCGGACUGUUUCACUCCAGCUACCUGUGAAAAGUUGGAAGUAUUUCUGUGUAGUGAGAUGGAUAUCAAGACUAUAAUAGCCUUCGACGUUCCCCCUGAAUUCCCCGAGUGCCAUUCCUGAGACUACUACUGGCCCAUGCCUUUUGCCCGUGCCAGGAAAAUAUGAAGUUGAAUGUUUUUUUGACCAUCGCACUCCACCUUGUGUCCUUGACAUGUUCACAAAUCCCAGAGCAACGUGGCUCAAUUCAGUACCAGGAAGUGUUUUAAGGGUUGUUAAAGAGUGUUGGAAAAAGCGUUUUAUGAUUAGCUUCGGUUGGUUUCUCUCUCUUAAUGUUGAAACCAACACCAUUUUGUCGACCAAGUUUAUUAUUUCAGUGUUGGAUUUGUGACCGGUCGUCUUCGCAGCGUCUGAUUCUUCCUUAAACUGUGGGUCCUGGCUGAAAUGUUAGAUAUAGAAAUAUUACUCUGAUGUAUUUACUUUUCUCUCUCUGGAGUCUGGACCUCGUACAGAGCGAUAUAGGAGUACUCUGUGUGUUUUGUAUCUGCAUGGCUUACCUGGAGACGACAGCGAGCGUACUGUCUUGAGUUUCUCACCUGUCGGGCUCGUAUACUGUUGGGUCAGUGAGACGUUAUGGCUUCCAGUCCUCAUGUAAUAUAAAUAACAUUCAUGUCUUCUCACAGCACAUUCCAUUUCUCAUUAUUUCUGGUAUUCACUUCAAUCGGACUUGUGUUGAUGGCUCUGGUUGUGGGUAAGUCGCAUUACUGUGUCGAAGCUGUGUAAAUCAACGCAAUGGACAGACAACGUGUGAAUGAAUGGCUUCGGUCUUUAUGGGUUCUCUGGCACUUUUUCCUUGUUGCUGUACUUUAGGAUUGUCUUGGAUUUACUGUAUUAUUCUUUGAGGGAGAGGUUUAGGUUAACAUUAUUGCAAUAUUGUGAUGAUUAUUUGAAAAUUGUAAAUUGUACAGAGUUCACAAUUAUACUCUUUGUUCUUUUUGUUGGGAUUCCAUAUAAAACAUGUAUUCUUUGAUUAUGUUUUUCUCUCAGACUGGAAAAUCAAAUUGUACAGCUUCAAGAGUUUAUCCUCCCCUCAACAUUUAGUUUGCAGAGCUAUGAUUAAGAGAAAUCUUAAAACUGUAAAUAAAUAUUAUUGUGUUGAAAUAUGAAUGUCACUUCAAAAUGUAUUUGAAUGAGUUUGUUAAGGGCUUCAAGAAUGAAGGACCCACAUUUCUUCUUUUUAUUGUUUCAUACUUUUAAUUUGCAUAAAGGUAAAGGUCCUUUUUUUUAAGAUGCCUUUUGUUUUUUUGUUCUCUCCUUGGAUUCAUAUAAAAGAAUGUGUGUCACACAUGAAUCCUAUAAAAUCACUUUUUAUUCCCUCCACACCUAAAGGGAAACUCCAGUUUGCACCCUUUUUUUAUGUAAAAAUAAAAGAUCUCUCCACCUUGUGGGAACGUUUUUUGUCAAAUUAUUUUGUAUUAAAUUGCUCCAAAUAUG
Messenger RNA from Gymnodraco acuticeps, 5936 nucleotides. It is a transcript of the gene csnk1g1, whose product is annotated as casein kinase 1, gamma 1. Lineage: Eukaryota; Metazoa; Chordata; Actinopteri; Perciformes; Bathydraconidae. Bases 426 to 1835 code for a protein of 469 amino acids. Gene Ontology annotation, cellular component: nucleus; cytoplasm; plasma membrane. The transcript is spliced from 14 exons. Gene Ontology annotation, molecular function: protein serine/threonine kinase activity; ATP binding. The record is from RefSeq and is a predicted model, not a curated record. Gene Ontology annotation, biological process: positive regulation of canonical Wnt signaling pathway; endocytosis; peptidyl-serine phosphorylation.